GGCAAGGUAAUGAGAGCUAAAUACUCAGGUGACUACUUUCCUACUGAAUCUGCAUGGUGGCGGGAUGUUCAUGAGGCGUGCCAAUCUGAUGGGGAAAAUUGGUUUGACGCAGGUUCAAACAAAUUGGUUCGAAUGGGCAAUAGCACAUCUUUUUGGCAUGAGGAUUGGACAGGUUCUGGUAGCUUUCGUAGUAAAUUUUUUCGCUUGUACCACCUCUCAAAGCUGAAAUGGUCUACUGUAAAUGAGUGUGGGAAUUGGGUUAAUGGAGCUUGGCAGUGGAAUCUUAAAUGGAGACGACCGCUGUUGGGCCGUGAGCAACUUUGGGCAGAGUGUCUGAUGAGUGAUCUUGCGGGUAUUCGACUGGUGGAAGACUCCUUUGAUCGUUGGUCUUGGCUAGUCAGUGGUGAUGGUAUUUACUCAGUGCAUUCUGCAUAUUUGUUUCUGCAGGGUUCAAAUUCCUUGGCACCGGAUCAAGUAUUUUCUGCAGUAUGGAAGUCAUUGGCUCCCUCCAAAGUUAAGGCCUUUGCUUGGAGAAUUUUGUUGGAUCGUAUCGCAAGCAAGGAAAACUUACUCAAGCGCAGGGUUCUGGUUGUUCACGAUCAAGCAACUUGUAGUUUUUGCUCAGCUCACUUGGAAUCCUGUUGGCAUUUGCUAUUUUCAUGUCCUGUUUCAAAUCAUCUCUGGCAGCUUGGCGCUAAUUGGCUUGGCAUGGAUUUAAUUUCGGCUUCUUCUCCAAGGGAGCACUUCACUCAAUUUAAAGUUGGUAGGAACAGCACCCAAAGACGAGCUUCCCUGUCAGUUUGGCUUGCCACAGUGUGGACACUUUGGCUUGGAAGGAACUCAAUUGUUUUUAGAAGUACUCAGUUCAACCAUGAAGAGGCUCUUGAUCUUGUUAAAAGGCAUUCUUGGUCGUGGAUUAAGGCAAAUAUAAAGGGGUUUUGUUAUUCUCUUUAUGAUUGGUAUGCCAAUCCUCUCUCUUGCAUCCAAAGCCUUUGAUCUGUGGGUGUACUUGUUACUGCUGCAUGGCUGGAAUUGUUCUCAGUGGGUUGGUCUGUUAUUUUACCUGGUUGGGAAUUGUCAAUUUUUGUACUGUUGGGGCCUAGGAUCCGUUUUUAGUUGCUUUUCUUCCAUGGUGUUUGGCUCUCUACUCUUUGUACUCUUUUCCCUCUUUU
This is a messenger RNA of Lotus japonicus, 1172 nucleotides long. RefSeq lists its product as uncharacterized. Lineage: Eukaryota; Viridiplantae; Streptophyta; Magnoliopsida; Fabales; Fabaceae. The coding region runs from base 10 to 996 and encodes 328 amino acids. The transcript has a single exon. The record is from RefSeq and is a predicted model, not a curated record.